Helobdella robusta is the source of this 195-nucleotide messenger RNA. RefSeq lists its product as hypothetical. The annotation marks the transcript as partial. Gene Ontology annotation, cellular component: cytoplasm. Gene Ontology annotation, biological process: negative regulation of organ growth; cell migration; regulation of hippo signaling. Lineage: Eukaryota; Metazoa; Annelida; Clitellata; Rhynchobdellida; Glossiphoniidae. The transcript is spliced from 2 exons. The record is from RefSeq and is a predicted model, not a curated record. Gene Ontology annotation, molecular function: molecular adaptor activity; kinase binding.
UUCAAGAAGCCAGCUACAUUCGCCGACUGUGGCGACCACGAACUUCCGUUCGGCUGGGAAAAGGUGCGUGACGUACACGGUGACGUCGGUGUUUACUACGUCAACCAUCACAAAAAAACGACCCAGAUUGAAGAUCCGAGAAUACAGUGGAAGAGAGAGCAGGAAAGGAUGCUCAGAGAAUACCUGGAGAAUGCG